AUGUUGGACAUGCGGAAUCUGACAUUGGCGCAGCAUGAAACCGCUGCCAGUGCCCUAACCUGGGCAUGCUACCUCUUCCGCCUCCACCAGGACGUCCAGCGACGCCUGCGCGAGGAAAUCCGGUCGAGAAUCCCGUCCGCCGCUUCUUCCGUCACCUGGAACGCGCUCGAGUCUCUUCCGCUCCUGAACGGCGUCUGUCAGGAGGCGUUACGCCUCUAUCCCACGGUUCCGACGACGAUCCGUGAAGCCGUGCGCGACACCACUGUCGCCGGCACUCGUAUCCCGAAGGGAACGCACAUUGUCCUCUGUCCGUACGCCAUCAACCGCUGUCCGUUGCUCUGGGGCGCGACCGGCGAGCCAUUCAUGCCGGAACGCUGGAUCGAUUACGGGAAGAACGGCGAACCGACCGUCAAUGGUCACGGCGGAGCGUCGACAAAUUAUGCACAGAUUACCUUUCUACAUGGGCAGCGUUCGUGUAUUGGUGGAGGAGUGGUAGGUGGUAGGUCAUUUUGGGGGUGUUGGAUGUAUUCAGGGUUUAUGGCAUGUGUAUAA
Monascus purpureus is the source of this 552-nucleotide messenger RNA. The record is from the annotation of a GenBank genome assembly. NCBI's taxonomy places the organism in Eukaryota, Fungi, Ascomycota, Eurotiomycetes, Eurotiales, Aspergillaceae.